Messenger RNA from Carlito syrichta (Philippine tarsier), 2742 nucleotides. Its product is annotated as zinc finger protein 615. The record is from RefSeq and is a predicted model, not a curated record. Gene Ontology annotation, biological process: regulation of transcription by RNA polymerase II. Gene Ontology annotation, molecular function: DNA-binding transcription factor activity, RNA polymerase II-specific; RNA polymerase II cis-regulatory region sequence-specific DNA binding. NCBI's taxonomy places the organism in Eukaryota, Metazoa, Chordata, Mammalia, Primates, Tarsiidae.
AUGUCGUGGCUGCGUCUUCCCUUGCCUGGGAGCUCCAAGGGGCCCGUCGUCGGGUACGCGCGACGGUGGGGCUCUGGCAUCCUCCGCGAGGUCCUCUCGCGGCGGGAGGUUCAAGGCCUCCAGAGCCCGAUCGCCAAGGCCCGAUCACCCCGUCUGGGUGUCUUGGCUGUCGACCGUGUGCGGGGCUCGGGGACUGUGAACUGGAGGGCCUGUUUGUUGGCGACCGCGGUCCGGGGGCAGGUUGUGUCUGGGGCGGAACGAGGGGCUGCUCCGGAGUUUCAGGUUCGGAGGUUUCUGGCCCGGCUUUUGCGAGGUAGCCGGGCGGCAGGCGGGGCUCGUGGACGGAUGUGCGCUUGCGCUGCAGCUCUAGCGACCUGGGUACCACGUGGGGGAGGGAGGAAGGAUGCUGAGCUCCAUCCUGUCUUGUCUGCUGAAAGAGGCUUGAUGGAUGUGAACGUUCCCCUUCUGUUCACAACCUUCUCCACCACCCCACAUCAUCCCUUACUCUUGAUCCCUCAGACAUGGAAGUUUUUGGCAAGAUUAAUGACCAAACAUAUUUACAAGUGGACUGUAUUAUUACAGGGAUCCCUGACAUUUGACGAUGUGCUUUUGGAUUUCACCUGGGAGGAGUGGCAGCUUCUGGGCCCAGAUCAGAAGGACCUAUACCGGGAUGUGAUGUUGGAGAACUAUAGCAACCUGGUGUCACUGGGAUGCCAAGCCAGCAAAUCAGAUGCACUCUCCAUGUUGGAACGAGAAGAAACUUGGACAACAGAAGAUGAAAUCCGCAGUCAAGUCUGUGCAGAAAUCAGGAAAAUUGGUGAUCCUCUGCAUUAUUACUUGCAAAAUCAAAGUAUUUGGAAGAGUGUGGGACAAUUCCAUGAACAUGUUUUAGAAAAUAACACUAAUCAGAACAAAGGUCAUUUCCAGCUAAAGCAAACUUGUGAUGUGUUUCACUCACAUGAAAAACCUCUAAAAUCAAAUUUAGGUUUUGAAAACCAGAGCAAGAGCUGGGGUCGAAAGAACUCUGUUGAAUUUAAAGGAAAUGAGAAACCCCUUCUUCACGUGAAUGAUGAACAAUUUUAUACCAAAAGUAAAUCCCCUGCAAUUGUAAAACCUGUCAACAAUCAGUCCCAGCUUAUUAAGCAGCAGAAACCUCACAACCCAGAGAAGGCCUAUGUAUGCAGUGAGUAUGGGAAAGUCUUCCCCAAGUUUUCUCAGUUCGUUAAUCAUCAGAGAGUACAUACUGGAGAAAAACGUCAUGGAUGCAGCAUGUGUGGAAAAUCCCAGCUAAUGGAACACCAGAGAAUUCAUACAGGACUGAAACGUUAUGAAUGCACUGAAUGUGACAGAACCUUUCUCAAGAAAUCACAGUUCAAUGUACACCAGAAAACUCAUAUGGGAGAGAAGCCUUAUACAUGUAAUCAAUGUGGAAAAGCCUUCAUCAAAAAGUGUCGACUCAUUUAUCAUCAGCGAACUCAUACUGGAGAGAAACCCUAUGUAUGCAAUGAGUGUGGGAAAGGUUUCACCUUGAAGAGCCCUCUCAUCAGACAUCAGCGAACACAUACAGGAGAGAAACCCUAUGUAUGCACUGAAUGUCAGAAAGGCUUUACCACAAAAAGUGACCUUAUUGUACAUCAGCGAACUCAUACUGCAGAGAAGCCAUAUAUAUGCAAUGAUUGUGGAAAAGGCUUCACUGUGAAGAGCCGCCUGAUUGUACAUCAGCGAACUCACACUGGAGAGAAGCCCUACAUAUGCAGUGAAUGUGGAAAAGGUUUCACUGAGAAGAGUCAUCUCAAUGUACAUCAACGCACUCAUACAGGAGAGAAACCCUAUGUAUGCAAUGAGUGUGGGAAAGGUUUCACCUUGAAGAGCCCUCUCAUCAGACAUCAGCGAACACAUACAGGAGAGAAACCCUAUGUAUGCACUGAAUGUCAGAAAGGCUUUACUACGAAGAGUGACCUUAUUGUACAUCAGCGAACUCAUACUGCAGAGAAGCCAUAUAUAUGCAAUGAUUGUGGAAAAGGCUUCACUGUGAAGAGCUACCUGAUUGUACAUCAGCGAACUCACACUGGAGAGAAGCCCUACAUAUGCAGUGAAUGUGGAAAAGGCUUUCCAGCAAAGAUCCAGCUAAUGGGUCAUCAAAGAAAUCACACAGGAGAGAAACCUUAUAUAUGCAGUGAAUGUGGAAAAGGUUUCACUGAGAAGAGUCAUCUCAAUGUACAUCGACGCACUCAUACAGGAGAGAAACCCUAUAUAUGCAGUGAAUGUGGCAAAGGCUUAACUAGGAAAAGCACGCUCAUUGCACAUCAGCGAACUCAUACUGGGGAGAAACCCUAUAUAUGCAAUGAGUGUGGAAAGGGCUUCACCAUGAAGAGUACUCUAGGUAUACAUCAGCAAACUCAUACUGGAGAAAAAACAUACAAAUGCAAUGAGGGUGAUAAGACCUUCAGGAAGAAGACAUGCCUCAUACAACAUCACAGAUUUCACACAGGAAAGACGUCCUGAUGUACUGAAAGUGUGGAAAAUUCUCUGCGCAAAAAUGAUCUCAUUACACAUCAGAGAAUUCACACAGGAGAGAAAUCUUAAGCAUGUGGUGAAUGUGGGAAGGCCUUCACUACGAAGUCAGGGCUCAAUGUUCAUCAAAGUAAACAUACAGGAGAGAAGCCCUAUGGAUGUAGUGAUUGUGGGAAAACUUUUGCCCACUUGUCUAUCCCUGUUAAACACAAGCGAAUUCACAGGUAG